AUGGAUCAAAGGAAUAACCGAGAAAGGUUUAUUGGAGUGGCCAGUGGUUUGGGAAAUAAUGUAAAUAAUAUGGUUGGUGCUGGGAUUUUUUCAUCUCCUGGCACCGUGUGGCGUAGUGUGGGCUCUCCCUGGAUUGCCCUCAUUUUAUGGGCAGUUGGGGGUUUGGUGAGUCUUUGUGGAACGUUGACGUACACGGAAUUGGGAAGUCAGUUUCAAAUUGGCGCCGGUGAGACGACUUAUUUGGAGUAUAGCUUUCCAAAGCCGAGAAGGCUUCUUAGCUAUUCUUUUACAAUGAUGUACAUACUACCCGCCGGAAUAUCGGCAGUUGUAAAUAUUUGUGCCCAGUAUUUGCUAUUUACGCUGGGCUUGAAUGGCAAAGGGUGCGAUUUAUACGAGGAGUUUCAUCCUCUGUAUUUUAACGGCCACAAUUUUUGGAGACUCAAGUUAACGACAUUGGCAAUUCUUGCCGUAAUAGCCCUAUACCAUUCGUUUUCCAACAAAUGGGCAAACAGGGUCAACCAGGCUCUGGCGACGACAAAAGUUUUAACAGUAUUGACUGUUGUCAUACUUGGGUUGUCGUUCGCAAAGAGAGUGCACAACUCGAAUUGGGACAUGUUUUCUCCCGCCGAAAGUUUUACCCGGGACGUCAGUACUACAGAAUGGAUUCAAAGAUACGUAACAGCAAUGCUCACAAUAUUAUUUGCGUACGGGGGUUGGAACAAUCUCAGUUACCUUACUGAGGAAUAUGAGACGGGAGGUUCUUAUAGAAACCUUCUGAUAAGUAACACGGGGGCAGUCGGGAUAGUCACAAUAUUGUAUUUGCUGGCUAAUCUCGCCUACGCGGCGGUAUUGAACGUUGGCACCGUAAUUGGAACUACGGGGUCGGAUCCUAACGAAAUAAUAGGCAUUUAUUUUGCCGCCCAAAUCGACCGGGGGAGCGUUGAUACUGUUAGUCCAGACGCCAAAGUCAAAGGAGCGCGAGCAUUGGCUUUUUUCAUUGCCCUCAGUGCCUUUGGCACUGCUGGCGUGUUGAUGCAAAGUGCUUCCAGGGUCUUGGAUUUAGCGGGCCGGCACAACUACGUCCCGUUGAUUUCACCGUGGCUGUCCACAUGGAAUAAUCGGCUAGGGACGCCCGUAAAUUCGUUUAUAGCACUUUUUACAUGGUGCUCAAUUCUGACGCUAGUAGUUCCCGGCAACAGUUCGUUCGAGUUUUUAGCUGAGCUCGAACAAUACUCAAUAUACUUCUUUUUCCUUCUCGCAGCCAUUGGUGCAUUGUUAUUACGACGGAGAGGCGGGCUAGAGAGGCGUACAUAUAGGGCACCAUUAUUUGCUUUGUUUCUUUUCAUACUGUUCGCAUUGUUGAUUGUCGUUCUCUCUAGCCUCGGAGUUGUGGCGUUAACUGGCGUGCUAUGGUGGGUUCUUAAUGAUAGAUUUACACGUGAAGACGAAACGGCUGACAACAUAUAA
Messenger RNA from Paraglomus brasilianum, 1467 nucleotides. The record is from the annotation of a GenBank genome assembly. NCBI's taxonomy places the organism in Eukaryota, Fungi, Glomeromycota, Glomeromycetes, Paraglomerales, Paraglomeraceae.